CCCGAGCAAGUGUCAGCCGACGCACCCACGCACACACCACAGAAUGUCACCCGAACAAAUAAGCCGAACGGACAGGUCAGGUCAGGAAUGAGAUCACACCGCUUCACCCCUCGCCCCCUAAGCAGCACAAAUCGAUAGGGUAGGACAGACGCACACUAAGCAAGCAGUCCAGUGAGAGCAAGAGCAAAUGAGCUAACUGUAGUCCAUCCGCCCCGACGGACAACCAACAUCAUUCUUCGUACCCCUCGGAGGCCAUCCACAUCGGAUGUGCGACGCCAUGCACCGCAGCCAGGGCCUCCGUUGUCGCCCUCACGCCACUGUGCACGGCCCCGUGGACACACUGGUUGCCCGACACACUGAUGUCAAUCAAAGACACAUCGGAAGGAAAAGGCGGAUGAAUAGGCGGGGCCUCACCAACACAUAUAUGGCGCCGAUCUCAUCUGCCCUCCUCACUCAUCUCACCUGGUGGCCUCGCCCGCGAAGAAGACGGCAGGUCGCGUGUCGACCCCGUUCUUGGAGUCGGGCUCCGGGUGAGCAGUGGCCAGGUCCUCGAUGUGCUCGAGGCUGCCCCCCGGCCGAUAGUAGCUGUAGGACCCCAGCGAGAAGACGUCAGUGUCCCACUGAGUCACCUCGGCGUCGAUCAGCAGCUUCCGCAGAGACGACACGGACGGGCGGAUGCCGUUGGUCUGCAUGGUGGUGAGGACCUUCAGGGCAUUGGUGACGGUCUGCUCUCUGUCGACGUUGAAGUAACCGAACAGAUGACCCACCUGGACCAACAGGGAGAGCAAAGCAAGGCAAGGCAACCUCAGAGAUGAAGGGCUCGCCACCUGUGUGUGUGUGUGUGUUGCGUGUGCGCACCAGUGUGUUGGUCGCUUUGCUGGGGUCGAAUGCGUGGAGGUUCAUGAACUGCACGGACUCGUCAGGGGUGUUGAGGAACUGGGCGGUCUCAUCCCAGAAACACUCCUUGAACCUCAUUAUCACCUACACGAGUGCAACAAGAAGUCAAAGGCAGUCAUCAAUCACUGCUCCCCAUUAUCACUGCUUGUCGUCAGGAGCGUUCCUCACCUUGUUGUGUCCCCCGCCGCCCACAUGCUCAAACGCCUCCCUCUUGGCCUCGCUGAGUGGGGGGUCGAAGACGAUACGCGAACGGGAUGUGUUGCUGGGGUUCAGCACGCCCACGGGCACCGUGACGAUCGCCUUGAGUGCACGAUACACCUCCCCUGCCUCGGUCGUCACCUCCACGUGCUGGGACCCCUCGACAAUGCCCACAUGGUUGACGAUAGCGUUGAGGACGAUGUUGUCCUCAAGGUCGGCCGAUUGGACUAGGCAGUCAGGCAGCCAGCUGUACCCCCCUGUGCUCAGCCGGUCACCGAUGGUCAGCUGACAUCACACAGACACACAGACACGAACAUGGUGUGUGGAUGAGUGGCUGUCUGGCACAUCGGAUCAGGUUCUUACCUUGUGGUCGAGAUUGGGGUUGACAAAGGGGUCAUAGCUGCGUGCCACGGCCUCCCCAGCCUUGCGCUUCCGGCCCUUGCCCUUGACCCCCUUCUUGGCCUUCUUGACCUUGGGAAUGGGCACCUCGCGGUGCUCUCCGUCUUCUUGCUCGUCUCCCCCGUCCUCAUCGCCCCGCUUCCUCUUACCCUGCCCCUGAUCUCUCUUAAGCCGCGCAAUGUCAUCGCCUGUCAGCUUGAAGAGAUCAAGCGUCAAAUAGGCCUGCAUGCCCUCCACAUCCAUGGCCACGAGACCAUCAGACGACGAUGACGACGCUGCCGAAUCGCCAGCCUGGCCGGCAGGUGCGUGG
Messenger RNA from Vitrella brassicaformis, 1804 nucleotides. The record is from the annotation of a GenBank genome assembly. Lineage: Eukaryota; Vitrellaceae.